AAUUCCCGAUAUGUCAAUAAAUCCACAAAGGUCAAAACACAACUAAAUGCUUGUUUUCACCAAAAUUGUUUCUAAUGAAAUCACACACGAAAACCGGUUAGCAAAAUUCAGAUAGUAAAAAUUAUUAAACAAUAAACAAUUGCGGCGCAGAAAUAUAUAUAGAUAUAAGUGAAUAAUGAAAGCAACACAAGCGGAUCGGCGUCAAGAAUUCAGCACGCUCUCCGAUUACUAUUCAGACAACGAACAUCCGAAUGGUUUGGAUUUCAAGGAAGUGAAUAAAAUCGCAAAAUAUCGAGAGGCAAUCACAAAACUGCAACGGCGGUGUGAAAAUUUGUCACAAAACAAUGAACGAUUGGUGCGAAGGUUACACUAUGUGAAGCGGAUAACAAUGCGAAAGAAGCGUGAUGUUGAUUUGCUAAAGGCUCGUUUGGAUGUGUACAGCGAUGAAUGGCGAACAGCACAACCGGAUCCAAUAACAAAAGUUAAAAUGCCCACAAAUCUGACGCCGACGGGCAAAGUGCGGAAACCACGCUUAAAAAAGAACAAUGUCUCAUCAGCAAAUGCUCAAAAUAAUACCGAUGCCGACAUAAAACCGCUCGUCGAUGGGAAAUUAUCAAAACGAAAACGAUCAAAAUCGGAUAAGGAAAAAGAUCCAAAUGCACCAAAGCGACCGGCCAAUCCAUUCUUUCAGUUUUGCCAAGAGCAACGUUCCAUUCUCAUGGACGAAUUGAACAGUGAGUUACAGCCAGGGCAGCCGGAGUUGUCGAAACAGGAACUCACACGGCAAUUGGCACAACGAUGGCGCUCCAUGGAUUCGGCCACAAAACAAAUUUACGUGAACAAAUACGAGAGUUCCAAGCAAAAAUACAACAUGGAAAUGCAGACAUACAAAAAAGAUGCACUGCUGCCGAAUGCGUCGAUAAAUUUAAAAUAGCACGUAAUAGCUUUAGGUUGUGAAGUGAAAUUCGAAUGUAAGCAGCUGAGAGUAAUUAUCAGAGAAAAUUCGAUUUUACGUAUUUUUUUCUUUCGUUCUCUGGAAUGGAUGAGCCGUUUUUAAAUUAAGUCUUUGUAUAAUUCAAUCAGCUAAUUAAAACAAACACACACAAUAUCAUGUUAAUAUUUUAAGAUCAUAUACCGUUUUCUCCAUUGGCACAUUGCGUGCGAAUUUUGCGUCUUGAGCCAUUUUAUAUACACAUGCAAGCAUACCCAUUUUUUGUCUCUUCUAUCUCACUUCAUCAAAUUCGAUUGUCGCUUAGAUAAAUGGAUAUAUAUAUACACAGAAAUACAAACCAAGUUCGGAAUUAUUGUAAAUUUUAAUUAUGUACAUAGAUUAAAUUCGUUUUUGAAAAAGAAAAAAAAAUAAACGAAA
Messenger RNA from Sitodiplosis mosellana (orange wheat blossom midge), 1369 nucleotides. RefSeq lists its product as uncharacterized. Lineage: Eukaryota; Metazoa; Arthropoda; Insecta; Diptera; Cecidomyiidae. Gene Ontology annotation, molecular function: transcription cis-regulatory region binding. The transcript is spliced from 3 exons. The coding region runs from base 176 to 934 and encodes 252 amino acids. The record is from RefSeq and is a predicted model, not a curated record.